AUGCAAAAUGUGGAUUUAAGCCCAAAGCUUGUUUCUUCCCGUAUCGGCUCCAGUCAAGAGGCUUUAACCUUAUUGUCACAACAGACUGCCAGUGUACCAUCGUCUCCGUACAUAAGCGGCUACCUAAAAGACAACGCUAUUUCAAACUUAUCUUUUAAAGUUAAUGAAUCUCAAUCCCAUGAUUCUUCUGAGCUACCCUCAUUGUUAGAGUUGUGUAGUGACGAUUUACUGUUGAGAGAUGCAAAGGAAACGCUGUGUAAAAAUUCACCUGGUUGCCCUUCGCCUUGUCAGCUAGAAGCUUGCUGCAACCAACACAGUGACGCAAAAAAAGCUAAGGCUUCCAAGGGCAUAGACAACGAGCACAAUAGUGCGCAUAGUAAUGACUGUAGUACUAUUAUCACUAAUUGUAACAAACUUAAUAAAUCUAAUAAUUUUGAAGAAAGCAAAACUCAAAAAAGGACCGAAGAAAAUACUAAUCCACUUCCGACAGAUGAAGUCAAGUCUACUAUUAACUUAAAAAAAAGAUAUUAUAACAUUCUUAACGAUUCAUUUUCUAAUAUAGAAAAUAACAGCGACGAGAGUUUGCACACUGAAACUAGGAACUCUAAGGAUAUACCAAACAGUUAUAAACCUAAACGGAGAAAAAGACGUACAUUUUCUGAGCUAAAUCGAAAUGUGCGUUGUCCUAUAAGGAACUGCGAAAGAAAAUAUGCUUCUAAUCACGCUCUUCAUCAACAUAUUAAAAUAAAACAUGGCGAAUUUGACCUUAAUUACGGGCUUUAUUGCAAUAAGAACACACCCAACUACUUGUGUAAUCAUGAGUUUGUGGACAUUAGCCCAUUAAACCAAAGAAAUUAUAUCUAUCCAGUUUCAGUCCCCGAAAAUGAAAUGCUUCUUUACACUGAAAUGCAGUCUAACUCUAAUGGAGACCUUACUCUGGAUAGAUUAACCAAUUUGAGCAUGCCGUCGUUGACCAGUGAGACUUUAAAUCUUAAAACGUUCAAUUCAAACUUUUGUCAAACAGCAAACAUAUCUCCUUUGAAUAACGGAAAUAUAAACCCUAACUUUAACGGCGAAGCCGCUAAUAAUUUUGUGAAUAAUACUUUGAAUUCUCAGCUUUGUGGUGACGUUCUAGUAGAAAAAAAAAAUGUUAGUCUGAAUAGGGCAUCUUUUAACAAUCCGUUGCUAUGCCCACCUGUACCUACUGAAAGUUAUGACCUUCUCGUUGGUAAUACUUCAAUUCAACGUCCAGAUCCAUUUGUUCCACAACUCGCUUUGCCUACAAAUCUCUCUUCCAACAUACUAAUUUCUAAUGUAACACCAAACCGUUCGGUACCUAUACAAAAAAUUGAAAACAAAACGGCUUUAGAGCAGCUGUCUGUCAUUGACUCUGUUUUAGCUAAGGAUCAGUUGUUUACUAGUCAGGAAACUAGUGCAAAGACGCUCGCUAGCGAAAAUUUCUUCUCCGAUCAAUUAACUUCCCCAACAAUAGAGAAUCCUGCUACUGUCCAAACUAAUAUAAAUCUAAACCCCGUCGGAAUACCUUCGCUUAAUACCAAUAUUAUAACGACAGAAAAUCUUAACCUCACUUCUACAGAGAGUAUCCAAAGCGCCCUCGAUAGCGUUGAAAGUACUGCUUCGCAAAUACUUGUCCCUUCUGUGAAUAAAAGCAUUGACGGAAAGCUGUUAGAUGCUUUGUUGGUGGGCAACGCCGGCAAAAGUCAGUUAUAA
Zophobas morio is the source of this 1731-nucleotide messenger RNA. RefSeq lists its product as uncharacterized. The coding region runs from base 1 to 1731 and encodes 576 amino acids. Lineage: Eukaryota; Metazoa; Arthropoda; Insecta; Coleoptera; Tenebrionidae. The transcript has 3 exons. The record is from RefSeq and is a predicted model, not a curated record.